GGUAGCUCAUACAUACAAGGUGCACCCCCUUCCUCUUCUCACCAACGUACUUAUUUUACUUCUUGUAAUUUCCUUCGCCAAACGUGAGGAACAACAUUCUCUUACACAUUCAGCAAACUAAAAGUUAUGUGAUACUGUCACUAAACACCGAACAUAGUUCCGUAUUCACCGAAAAGGAGAAAGUUAAAAACUAAAGGAAAACAAAAGAAAUCACGAAGAAGGAUGUCCAGGAGUGUAUCUCAGGGUAAAGGGGUGACCGUCUUCACCAUCAACUCAAAUGCAAAAAGCAAACGGCCCACUGUGUGUCAGUUUCUGGGUAAUCUGUGCUACAGUUCAGCGCGUUUAAUGCUUCAGGGUGUCAAAAGGAAAAUAUACCAACACCCGAUAAGAGUACUCGGGAUUGUGCAGAUAUAUAUCCUUGGAAUCAUCCACAUCAUAACAGGGAUUUCACUGGAAAGCCACAGAAUAUACAAAGACACCUUAAUGUGUAAUGCUCCCUACUGGCUUGGUAGUGGGUUCAUCAUAUCUGGAAUCAUGACCAUUCUUGCAGACAAAUAUCCAAGAAAUUGUCUGUUCGCCCUGGCUGUGAUCCUGAACACAGUCAGUGGAAUAUUGUCUAUGAUAGCUGUAGGACUUUAUUCAUGGGACUUCUAUAAAGUCUACGAUUACUCAUCAGCUAUCAACCCCGAGCAGUGGAAGCAAACUAAUUCAUUUCUAUACAUUGAGGAUUCGAAUGUGACGAACCGUGAAAUUCUAGAUGUCGUGAUGAUCGUUUUUGCCGUCCUUCAACUCUGUCUAAACAUCACUUCCAUUUUCAUGUCUUUGAGAACAUGUUUCAGGAAGGAUUCCGUGGACGCCCCUCGAUCUCACAAGCUGCUGCCAGAAGUGAUGACUGGAAAUCCUGAAUGAUAGAGAAAACAAGAUACACACACAGGCAUGAAAAGUCAAAUGUUAUUUUGAAGUUUUUCUCUUGUAGUAGAAUCGCACAUCAUUUCUAUUCCUGUUCGUUCUUUUCCCGUAAGUUUUGGUUUUGUAAUUUACUGAGACCCAUAAUAAUAAUAAUAAUAAGAGUAUGUCUUACUUGUGUACACAAUAGGUCAUUAGGGUACAAAUCCCCCAAAAGGUACAAUAUUAAAUUAUGUUCUGUAUACCUGUAAAGGUACAAAAAAGAACCUUAUGGUGCCACUAAAGCGACAGAAAGGUACAAUUUGAUAAUGGAAAGGUACAAUUUGAUGAAAGAAAGGUACCAUUUGGCCUGAGAAAUGAAAAUUAUGUGGCAAAACUUGUAUCUGUGACUUAAUUUCUCACAAACUUGAACCAACCAAUGUCCUGUGAUUGAAAAAAAGGUUGGUGAUGUAGGGCAGACUAGACUACGUUCUAAUGAGGACAUAAAUAAAAAAAUAAAUGAAUGAAUAGAAAAUAACUUAACAUAAAUGUAACUAGGGAUGUGACUGAAGGGGCCAUUGAAACCACCGUGGGUCACAUAUACAUUAUUAGGACAUUAAUUAGGACUGAGCCUUCACCCUGUGCCAUUCAGCUCACAGACAUGGUUAUUAUGAUAGCACAUGAUUGAGACGCAACAACCAUAAUACAGUAACAAUCUAUAUACAGUAUGUGUGCCCUAUUUAACCAGCCAAUGACUUCCAUCUUUAUCUCUUUCCCUGCCACCGUUGUUUGGAUUCAGAACGAUGAUACAAACAUACACAGAGUAUUUACUGCUUUUGGAUCUGUAUAUGCUGUACUGUUGUAUAAGGUGGGUAUCAGUACCAUCUUCUGCAUAAUAGCAGGAUUGGCAGGGAAGCGUUGUCUCAGUCUUAAUUGAUGAGAAAACUCAUCAUUGGUGGGGAAAGAGUUAAGGAUUCACCAGCUAAUCGGCGAAUGAGCGGUGCCUUGUUAUACCUUUACAAAAGGGCACAACGUCACUCUCCAGCUAAUUCUUCUACACUACCUGAUGGUGAAAUGAUCUUCCAAAUUCCUUACUCUCUCCCUUAAUUGUCUAACAAUUGGUAAUUCAUUAUAUAAAUUCAGGUAUUAUUGCUUCCUUAUGAUGAAUUUAUUUUGAAUUUGAUGCUUUAUUGCUGUCCUCUCAAGAUAUAUGCCAAGGGAGUUCUAUAUAAGAGUUGUACAUUCACUCUUUUCCACCAAUAUAAAUCAAUGAUUCUCAUCGGAUUCCAUGCUGUGAGGUCAGUUAAACGCCAUUGGCUAUUUUAAGAUUGGGAGGAGCCACUCAACAUGUCCUGCCCUAACUUACAUUUACAUUUUACACAUUUGGCAGACACUUUUAUCCAAAGCGACUUACAUUGCAUCAUACUAUACAUUUGUUUCUAAGUAUGUGCAAUCCCUGGGAUCGAACCCAUGCUAACGCCAUGCUGUAACCACUGAGCUACAGGAAAGCUUUAGUAAUCUUGGUUGUUUUGUUUGGUGUUGUUUGGUUACCAACAAUCUUCAAAAUAUCUUCUUUUGCAUGAAAUAGCAACAGGGUGGGUAAAUGACGACAGAAUUUUCAUUUUGGGUGAACUAUCCUGUUAAUGUUGUUUAGUGUCAAAAUUAAACAAAGUCACAUUAAAUAAAAAGGUUUGCAUUUGCUUCCUGUAUCAUUUUGAUUCUGUAAUGCCAACUCUGUUCAUGUAGUGUGACAUGCUCCCGUAGAGCCGGAGCAGAGUCAAAUCCCUGCAUGGAGGAACAUAAUAAAAGAGGAAACAUGCUGUGCACAGUGCACAUCACAGACUAAACCAAGCACAGCAGUCCUCCAAAUCAUGUGAGUCUCUUAAAAACAUGCUGAUUUUUCGGAUAUAUUCAGCACUUCGCUGCUUAACGCUGGGAAAGUUUGACAACAAAAUCAGCGUUGUCCCAAAGCUGACUAUGUGAAAACCACAAGCACUUCAAAUAAGAAUACAUUCAGAUUAGUAGCUAUUAUGAUAUGAGAAUUUAUGACAUAUUUAACUUUGUCAUUCAUUUAUUCAUGUGUUGA
Messenger RNA from Triplophysa rosa, 2971 nucleotides. RefSeq names its product membrane-spanning 4-domains subfamily A member 8-like. The transcript has 7 exons. Gene Ontology annotation, cellular component: membrane. The record is from RefSeq and is a predicted model, not a curated record. Lineage: Eukaryota; Metazoa; Chordata; Actinopteri; Cypriniformes; Nemacheilidae. Bases 223 to 909 code for a protein of 228 amino acids.